GAGAGAAAGAGGCAGAGCGAGGGAGUGCGAGAGAAAAGUUAGCUGUGCUCAGAGCUCCCACAAAUCACUUUGUCACCAGCAAGCUCUGACAAGCACUAGGAGAGAGGGAGCCCACAAGCAGAAAGGCAGGGAGUUAUACAAAGGUGUGAAUAGGGAGUUGUGUCAGAGGAGGCUCAAGAGGGGAGGUGUGACGGAGCUGUAGAGGGCAUAAACGAGGUGACACCGAUGGAUGGAUAGAGGGAAGAGAGGACCCAGACGAGACAGCAAUCUGAUUCCCAAAACAGCGUGAGCUAAGAGGGACUAUUACUCUCGCUACUGCUGUCGUUACUGCUGCUGUGUCUGGAUGGUACACUCAUUUAAAAGGAAGGUUUGUCAAACUUAAUCUUUUGUUACAGGAGAGUUUUUCGCUGACAGAAGGAGAGUUUUGCUGUGUUUUUAUCUCCUGGUAGCUGUUCUGAUCUCAGGCUUGAGAAGAUACACUAUCGUAUUAUUGUGUUUGAGAAUGACACAGAUAGAGAGACAGCUGCUCUCUCUGUGAAGUAGGCAUGAGUCGGAGGCGUUGAAAGCAAAUUCUAGUGAACUGCAGCUGUACACAGAUCACAUGCUGUUAGUGCUAAAAAGAGGUAGUCAGAGUGGAGAGCGUACAAGUUUGUCAAAUGUUUUACUGUAGGGAAAUUUCUUUCUUUCUUCUCGACUGCAUAGGUUUGUGACUGUUGUUGAAAGUUAGUGGAAGUGAGAUCUUUAAAUACUACAUCAUACUUUCUUUUCCUUCACUGUGGAUACAAAGCCCCUGAGAGUUUUAUCUCGGCUGUAAGGGAAGCCAGAGGUCAUCUGAUCAAACUUCAAAAACUGAGAAAAAGGAAGGCCUUUUUACACUUUCAGCACAGGACGUAUCAUCGCUAUCUUCUCUUUCCUCGAGACAUUAACAGAGGCAGUACACAUUACAUCUAUGAACAGAAUAGUCCUGAGUGAUCUUUGAAGAAACCUUGUGGGUCGAAGAGGACAGGAAGCUGUGUCCAUUGAAAAGCCUUAGCCUCGAAUGUAAGUAAGUUAAACUCUGCCAACACCACUCAUUCAUUCUGAGUGUUGUACAGCCCCCUUCAGAUUUGCUUGUCUCUGGGGACAUGUAAAGAGAGGCUUGAAAAAAAAUCAGUCACAAGUUGGUGUGUGAAUACAGAACCGGCUCUGUGGAGUAUUUGAGUGUUGGUAGCUUGUUUUGGACUGAUGGGUGCUGUAGAGGUGUUCUGAGUCUUGGGGGCGCUGUCUGUUUGCAUGUUCGGAUGAGGAUUUGACAGCUCCGCUCUGGACUCACUUGAAUGUCUAGGACGUCAUUGUGUUACCUGUGUGGCUGAGUCAGUGGCUGGCUCAUCGCUCAAUGUCUGUCUGCCCACUGGGAUUCUCUCCACCUGCUUCUAUGCAAAGAAGUCACAAGUGUUAGGUGGUUUUCACAGCAGUAGCGACAGCGGUGGCACCGGAUAGUCCUGAACUUUCCACACUACUUUAAUUGUUCUGUCGUGUGUAAACACUUUGCGUCAGUCACAACUCUUCACGGAGUGAUUCACUAUUCCCUGAGCAUCCCUGGCUGGAGGCAGGCAGUGAAAGAAAAGGUGACGGAGGAUUAGCCAAGAACUAAAGCACCUAAGUGGUUACAGUCAGGUUGCUACAAUGAAGCUGGCACUGCUGAUGCUCAUGGUUGUGUACCUGGUGGGCAACGUAAGUGGUAUGUCUACAUGUAAGACGGUGGACCUGGAGAUGGUGAAGAAAAAGCGCAUCGAGGCCAUCAGGAGCCAGAUCCUCAGCAAACUGCGUUUACCAAAAGAGCCUGAACCUGAUCAGGCUGGAGAAGAGGAGGAGAUCCCGUCCACUCUGCUGUCCCUCUACAACAGCACCGAGGAGAUACUGAAGGAGCAGCAGACUAAGACCCAGAGACACAUCUCCACAGAGCAGGAGGAGGAGGAGUACUUCGCCAAGGUGCUGCACAAGUUCAGCACAACCAGAAGAAAUAACACCACCAAAAGCAUCCCGAUGUUCUUCAACAUCUCUGAGAUACGGCAAAAAGUGGGGGAGAGCCACCUGCUGACCAGUGCGGAGCUGCGGAUGUUAAUCAGGCAUACUACAAUACCUUCUGAGCAGCGUGUGGAGCUGUACCGGGGUCUGGGGACCUCGCCCCGCUACCUCGCUUCCCGCUUCAUCACCAACCAGUGGAAAGGCAAAUGGUUGUCCUUCGAUGUCACUGAGACCCUGCAGGAGUGGCUCAAAGGGACUGAGGAUGAGCAAGGUUUCCAACUGCGGCUGUUCUGUGGAUGCAGCGAGAGCGAGCAAAGUUCUGAGAGUUGCUUCAAUUUUGAAAUCUCUGGGACCAAGGGUGUUAGAGGAGACACAGGACAAAUACAAAAGCAGAUGGAGCAACCACCCUACAUCCUGACCAUGUCCAUCCCUCAGAACAUUAGCAGCGUCAGCUCACGCAAAAAACGCGCCGUGACGACGUCAGCGACGCCGACGGAUACGUGUACAGCCCAGACGGAGACCUGCUGCGUGCGGAGCUUGUACAUUGACUUCAGGAAAGAUCUGGGUUGGAAGUGGAUACAUAAGCCCACAGGCUACUAUGCCAACUACUGCAUGGGGUCCUGCACCUACAUCUGGAAUGCUGAAAACAAAUAUUCUCAGAUUUUGGCCCUGUACAAGCAUCACAAUCCAGGAGCCUCUGCCCAGCCCUGCUGUGUCCCCCAGGCACUGGAGCCACUGCCAAUCCUCUACUACGUGGGCAGGCAACACAAGGUAGAGCAGCUGUCCAAUAUGAUUGUGACGUCCUGCAAGUGUAGCUAAAGAUACAAUACAGCACACUGCUCUGCCUCCCCUCAAACAUGCACACAGAUGGAAGAAGUCAUGUUUGAGACUUGAGAGAGGAGCAUUUGACAGAGAUAAAGGAGGACAAGAAUAAUGUGGACAAUGGGAACAAAAUAUUCAAAGUAAUCAGGAUCUCUGUGGUCAAGCUU
Molecule: messenger RNA, 2996 nt
Organism: Seriola dumerili (greater amberjack)
Lineage: Eukaryota; Metazoa; Chordata; Actinopteri; Carangiformes; Carangidae
Gene: tgfb1a
Product: transforming growth factor beta-1-like
Exons: 6
Coding region: 1666-2826 (386 amino acids)
Biological process (GO): regulation of cell population proliferation; transforming growth factor beta receptor signaling pathway; BMP signaling pathway
Cellular component (GO): extracellular region
Molecular function (GO): cytokine activity; type II transforming growth factor beta receptor binding; growth factor activity
Source: RefSeq, a predicted model, not a curated record